GCCCGCGAGCAGCCGUCGCCGCCGUCGUCCGCACCCGUUCGGAGAGCGUUGGGAGACGCGCACAGCCCGCCAGCACAGCAGCUGCCAGCCGGAGCAGAGCGAAGCCAGGCUUGGCAGCGAGGAGCGAGCCGGUGACGAUGGGUUGCAACUGCGGCCGAAUGACACGUUUCUGGCUGCUGGCGCAGAACCUGGUGCUGUUCUGCGCGGCGCUCGUGCUUCUGAGCGUCAGCGUGGAUGCGCUGGUCGAGGAGCAGUCGUACGUGGCGACGCUGCUGGGUGCGCCCGUCUCGCGCGGCACUGCCAUGCUGCUGGCGGCCGCCGCCUCGCUGGUGCUGGUGGUGAGCUUCCUCGGCUGCUGCGGCGCGCUGUUCCAGAGCGUGGUCCUGGUGGGUCUUUUCGGCUGCUUCAGCGUCCUGCUGCUGGUGGUCAGCGUGGCCGGCUUCUGCUCGGCGCUGUACGUGGCCGGGCCGGGCGCCGCCGCCGCCCAGAGCAGCAUGCUGCGCUCAAUGGUGCGUUACGGCCGCGACACGGAGGUCACCCAGGCCUGGGACUUCCUGCAGCGCGACUUCCACUGCUGCGGCGUCGUUGACGGCAAAGACUGGGCGCUCAACGCCACCAUCAACGCCACCGUGCCGGAGAGCUGCUGCCGCCGCAGCAACGGCACCUACCUGCCCUGCACGGAAUCUCCGACCGGGCAAAACUCGUACGUGGCCGACGGGUGCCUGGCCUCGGCGCGACAGCUAUUCGUCGACCACACGCCUGCCUUCGCCGGCGCCGCCGCCGCCGUGGUGCUCUUCCUGGCCAUUUCGGCCGGCAUGGCGUGCUGCUUCGGCAAGAACAUCCGUCAAGCGUCUUAUGAGCGCCUCACAGUCUGAUACGGUCCGCGUUCUGGAGUAUCGCGGCCUGACGCGAGUCGCCGACGAAGCCCUGGACAUCUCGGACGGGAAGAGCCGGCACCUGCGCCCGCCCGGCCACGGCUCCGACCAAUAGUCCGCCCAAAUACAGACGUUUGGUGCGUGGUGUGUGUCUGUAUCCCGGUGUCUCCACACUCCCUGUCCGCGAUCGCGUGCAGUGCUUUAUCUGAUCGUUCCUAUACGUCCUUCCGCGCGGGGUCGCGAUGCGGCUGCUGCGCGCGCUGUGCUGCCGCGCGCCGCUGCCGUCGGCGCUGUACGUGUCCGGCCGCGCCGCUGACCGCGUCGUCUCCGUGCUGCGGCCGUGCCUCGACGACGCGCUGCAGUCUGCGUAUGCGGACGCGCUGCGCGAGAGCGUGCGCCGCCGCGGCUGGCACGAGGACGUGGACGCGCUCGUGCGCGACCACCACCGGCUGGAAAUGCUCACCGCCGAGAAGGCCGAGCUGACGCGGCAACGCGCUGAGA
Molecule: messenger RNA, 1376 nt
Organism: Pollicipes pollicipes
Lineage: Eukaryota; Metazoa; Arthropoda; Thecostraca; Pollicipedomorpha; Pollicipedidae
Product: CD63 antigen
Exons: 2
Coding region: 138-875 (245 amino acids)
Cellular component (GO): plasma membrane
Source: RefSeq, a predicted model, not a curated record